AAAAUAAAAUUGAAACAAAAAAGAAACGAGAGAGAGAGAGAGAGAUACAACAAGACGAGGGAGAGAGGGCAUUGAACAGAACUUUACCACUUUUACGUUUCGCACGCAUCGACGGCAGAAAAUAGGAGCAGGACGGAGUACGGCAAAGCCACAACAGAAAGGCAAGACAAGAAGAAGCUGAGAGAGAAAGCAAAAAAACACAAAAAACCCAGCAAAGAUAACUCACUUGGAAUAACCAUGGAGAUAAAAGAUGGUAUCAAAAAAUGAGCUAGAUGAGUGUCCAAGAAGAAGAAGAAGAAGAGAAGCUUUAUUUUAAGCUCUCUAUGUGUGUUCUCCAAGCUUUAUUACUAACAACUUGUCUCCUCUAAAAAAAUCAGACUUUGAUUUUUGAAGUUUUUUUUUUUUUGUCUCCUGUUGCAACUAACCCCCUUUCCUCGGCAAAGUAUUAAACUCUGAAAGAGUUAGUCGUAGCUGGUAGUGGUGGGGUGGGGUAGUUUCUUGAUUUUCUUGAAAAUAAAUAGGAGAUAUCUUGGUUUAUUCAGUUCUUUUUUCUUAUUGUUGAUUUUGUUAAAUGAAGGCCAUGCCCCUACCCUUUGAGAACUUUCAAGGGAAGGGGCUGCCAGAUUUCUCUUCUUCUUCUACUACUUCCUCUCCAGAUCCAUUCCAUCAACACCACCACAAGUGGCAAAACAAAGAAAGUUGUGGUUUUCUUGUGGGCAGUACUGAGCCCACAUCUGUGCUUGACACAAUAAGUAGACAAAGCCCGCCAACAUCCUCCUCAACAGUGUCUUCUUCUCAAGGCGGAGGUGGCGGCGGAGGAGCCUCCACCGAAACCACCAACGGCGUGGCAGCUGCUGGUGGAAGCAGCCCUAGUGUAGAUGAAAAAUGCGGGCCGCAACUUGGAAUGGAGGACUGGGAGAGUGUGUUGUCAGGGUCUCCUAGUCAAGAACAGUCCAUAAUAAGGCUAAUUAUGGGUGAUAUCGAGGACCCAGCUUUAGGACUUAACAAGCUGUUACAAAGUGGAAGUAGGUCUCAAGAUACGGAGCUUAAUGCAUCAGGUUUCGGCGUGGUAGAUCAAGUUUUUGGCUUUGAAGUACCCAAUAUGUGUACUGCAAGUGCCAACUUGGUUGUCAACAACAACAAUAUUGACCCUUCAAUCCAUGGGAUCAGUCUUUUGCCAGGUUUGUUUCAGCAACACCACCAGCAGGCAGCAUUUGAUCAAGACGUGAAGCCUCAGAUUUUGAAUCCUGGGGCGAUAACCAACCAAAAUCAACAUCAGUUUGUGCAAAACCCAGCUAUGCUUUUGCCAUUGUCAUAUGCACAAUUAGAAGAGCAUCAUAAUAACCUGCAUUUCUUAUCACCACCGCCAUUGAAAAGGCUGAAUUCUGGGCAUGUUGGAGCCAAUUAUAUGCCCAAAGUCUUUGAUUUGAGGCCUCCAGAGUUGUUUCUUCCGCUACAACAGCAGCAGCAGCAGCAGAAUCAUCAGUUUCAAAUGAUGCAGCAGCAAAGGCAGGGAAUGAUUACGAAGCAGAAAAUUGCAAUUGAUGAAUUGGCAAGCCAGCAGCAGCUUCAACACGCAAUAAUAAACCCGAUAUGUCAAGCAGCAGAGCUGAUCGAAACUGGGAAUCCGGUACUUGCGCAAGGGAUAUUGGCGCGGCUCAAUCACCAGCUCUCUGUUCCAAUCGGUAAGCCUUAUCAAAGGACUGCUUUUUACUUCAAGGAGGCCUUGCAAUUACUUCUCAAUAUGAACAAUAACAACUCUAUUGGUACUGUUUGUAACCCGAUUUUCAAGAUUGGUGCUUAUAAAUCCUUCUCUGAGAUCUCACCGAUCCUUCAGUUUGCAAAUUUUACUUGUAACCAAGCCCUUCUUGAAGCUUUUGAGGGGUUUGAGAGAAUUCACGUUGUUGAUUUUGAUAUUGGGUAUGGUGGGCAGUGGGCUUCUCUUAUGCAAGAACUGGCUUUGAGGAAUGGAGGCGCCCCUUCUCUUAAAAUCACUGCUUUUGUUUCUCCUUCCUCACAUGAUGAGCUUGAGCUUGAGCUUGGUUUUACUCAAGAAAAUUUAAGAAUCUUUGCUAGUGAAAUCAACAUGCCAUUCGAGCUUGAAAUUUUAAGCCUUGAAUCCUUGGGCUCUGGUUCUUGGCCAAUGACUCUUUGCACAUUGGGCAAGGAAGUAAUUGCUGUGAAUCUUCCACUUGGCGUCUUUUCUAAUUACCCAUCAACUCUUCCUGUUGUGCUUCGCUUUGUAAAGCAGCUCUCGCCCAAAGUUGUGGUCUCUUUGGACAGUGGUUGUGACCGAAGUGAUCUCCCAUUUGCUCAUCAUAUAAAUCAUGCCAUUCAAUCUUAUACAAGCCUGCUUGAAUCACUUGAUGCUGUGAAUGUGAACUUAGAUAUACUGCAAAAGAUUGAGAGGUUCUUGGUCCAACCAGGCAUUGAAAGAAUGGUACUGGGUCGACAUGGUUGCUCUGAUAGGACGACCCCUUGGAGGAGUCUGUUUUUGCAGUCUGGUUUCACUCCAUUGACUUUCAGUAACUUUACUGAGUCACAAGCUGAGUGUUUGGUGCAACGUACUCCUGUUAAGGGUUUCCAUGUUGAAAAGAAGCAGUCUUCACUUGUUCUUUGCUGGCAACAGAGGGACCUCGUAUCAGUUUCUGCUUGGAGCUGUUAAGAAACGAGAAUUAGCAUUUUGGAUAUUGGUUCAAAGGUGCACAGCUCAUAACCCCCCGUUUAAUUUCUUAUCUUUUUGAAUUUUGUUCUCCGGUUCGCUUUCGCCAAUUGUCUAUGUGCUAUAGGCCUACUAUUUCCCAUCAAGAAACUGAAGAUUUUAGUAACUGGAUGGGUGUACAGUUCUCAGUUGCUGUCACUUCAGUUAUCUGCUCAUAGCUGGUUUUAAGGUGGUAAUUGUUUGUUGUGCAUCUUUGGCAGUUUUGCUGAAGUAGGUUUUUUCCUCGAUUUGAUUCAUGACUCAUCUUCUGUUUAGUUUUAACGACUUGUCCAGAGUUUGCUAGUUCUCUUCGCAGAUACUCUUGUUUGUGAUGUUCAAAGUGAUUAUAUUCUUACAUGAUUUAGUUUAAGAAA
Populus nigra (black poplar) is the source of this 3075-nucleotide messenger RNA. RefSeq names its product scarecrow-like protein 6. The coding region runs from base 572 to 2665 and encodes 697 amino acids. Gene Ontology annotation, cellular component: nucleus. Gene Ontology annotation, molecular function: sequence-specific DNA binding; DNA-binding transcription factor activity. The record is from RefSeq and is a predicted model, not a curated record. The transcript has 2 exons. NCBI's taxonomy places the organism in Eukaryota, Viridiplantae, Streptophyta, Magnoliopsida, Malpighiales, Salicaceae. Gene Ontology annotation, biological process: regulation of DNA-templated transcription.